Sceloporus undulatus (fence lizard) is the source of this 1453-nucleotide messenger RNA. Its product is annotated as guanylyl cyclase-activating protein 1-like. Bases 135 to 701 code for a protein of 188 amino acids. The transcript has 4 exons. The record is from RefSeq and is a predicted model, not a curated record. Gene Ontology annotation, molecular function: calcium sensitive guanylate cyclase activator activity; calcium ion binding. Lineage: Eukaryota; Metazoa; Chordata; Lepidosauria; Squamata; Phrynosomatidae.
CGCCUCCAGUCUUUACUCUGUCUGGAUGCUUCUAGUAAAAGGAGCAAGGAAGGAGAGACUAGUUCUGUCCGUAGCAAGACCCAGUGGGAGAAGGUGGACGGCGGAGGUCCCUUGCGUCCUGUAGCCACGGGAAAAUGGGGAACGGCAACAGCACUCUGGACGACCUCCAGACAUUGGAGAUCCACCAUUGGUACAAGAAAUUCAUGACCGAGUGCCCCUCCGGGCAACUGACCGAACACGAGUUCAAGCAUUUCUUUGGACUACGAGGCUUGGAACCCGAAGCCAACAAGUACAUAGAACAGAUGUUCCACACCUUCGACAUGAACAAGGAUGGCCAUAUUGACUUCAUGGAGUACGUGGCCGCCCUCAGCCUGAUCCUGAAGGGGAAGAUGGAGCAGAAACUGCGCUGGUACUUCAAGCUCUACGACGUGGAUGGGAACGGAUGCAUCGACCGCAGCGAGCUCCUCAACAUCAUUCAGGCGAUCCGGGCCAUCAAUGGCUGCGACCAUGAGACGAGCGCAGAGGAAUUCACCAACCGAGUCUUUGAUAGGAUUGAUGUCAACGGAGACGGUGAGCUUUCUCUGGAGGAGUUUGUGGAAGGCGCCCGGAAAGAUGACGAAUUCAUGGAGGUGAUGAUGAAGAGUUUGGACUUGGACCACAUUGUGUCCAUGAUCAACAGCGGCCGGCGCAACAGCGUCUAGGAGCAGACCUGGUCGGAGACAGUGGAGAUGAGAUGCAAUAGGUGGCAUGUGGAAGCAAGUGAGAGCAUCUUUGUGGAGUGGGGUGCCAUUGGAGAUGUGGAGACCCCAAAGGAGAGCCAGGGCACUUGGGGUCAGAACAAAACCCACGAUAUCAGUACAAACAACUAGUUGCACUUAGGCUGGUCCUGCAAGUCUCUGAAUGCCGCAUUCUCUUUGAAAUCUGAUUUGCCCCUGACUUGGAGGUCAAGCUUGCCCAUCUUCACCAUGAUCAGGGUGACCAGAUGUGCUCACUGCAAAGGAGAAGAAGGCUCUGCAAAGUAGCACAUUCAAGAAGAACGGAGGACAUGAUGCAAUAAAAACUAAAAAUACUCACAGCGGUAUAAAUUCAUGCUCCUUAGUCACGCUCAAAAUGGAGGACGUUUUGGAAUCCUCCUGGGCAGAAGGAGGACAGUGCCCUGGGAAAGGAGAACGCCUGGUCACCCUGCAUCAUGAUGGGCACUCGCUAGUCCUGGGAAAUUUGCACAUGCUAAAUCCACUAGGAUUUCCUAGACUUGGAAGAACAGCUUUCAUAUUUUUUCAGGAAGGUGUUAAGAGCCUUCAGGGAUAAUUUUGAUUUUGCUAAUUGUUUAUGUCACAACUAUUGCAUUCAGUGAUCCAUGACUAAUAUUAGUACAAAAGAAACAUUACUGUGGGUUCUGUAGGGAGUGGGAUGGGAGGAGGUCACUGGGGCAGAGCAGCGCCAACCCUAGUGA